Messenger RNA from Malania oleifera, 894 nucleotides. RefSeq lists its product as uncharacterized. The transcript has a single exon. Lineage: Eukaryota; Viridiplantae; Streptophyta; Magnoliopsida; Santalales; Ximeniaceae. The record is from RefSeq and is a predicted model, not a curated record. Bases 1 to 894 code for a protein of 297 amino acids.
AUGGGCCAACUAGAUACAUCUUUGAGUAGGAGAGAUGAGGGUAAGUUGCCAAGUCAGUCUCUAGUGAACCCUAAGGGCCAAUAUAGGGUAGAAUGUGAGCUAGUUGCUGGUCCUUCAUCGUAUCAUAAGCAACCUCAAGCUAUGACCAUUCUUCGGAGUGGUGGGGAGGUAAACAAUAGGCCUAAGGAGAGGUUAGACCAAGAGAAGGGUAGUGAGAAGAUGGCGGAAGAGUCCAAUGCUAAACUAAGUAAUCCUUCUUUCUCCAAUAUAGUAAUUGAUACUACGAUUCCUACCCCUUCCAAUGAUGGAGCACUUCCCCAUUAUGUUCCUACAGUGCCAUACCCUACAACCCUUCAUGUACCCUCAAAAUCUAAGAAGGAAACCAAUACUGAGUCCAUCAUGGAUACAUUCAGGCAAGUCAAGGUCAAUAUUCCUCUCUUAGAUGCUAUCAAGCAAGUGCCUACGUAUACCAAGUUCCUCAAGGACUUGUGCACACGAAAACGCAAGUCGAGGGUGCACAUAAACAAGCAAGUGAGGCUGGCCGAGAAUGUGAGUUCAAUUCUUUUUGGUCACAUUCAUCCAAAACAAAAAAACUUUUGUGUUGCCACCAACUCGUAUGCAAUCAACGAUUACACCAUCAAUAGGGCUCUUUUAGAUUUGGGAGCGAGUGUGAACCUACUUCCUUACUCAAUUUUCAAACAAUUCAAUUUAAGAGAGCUGAAGCCCACCCUUGUCACCUUGAGUUUCACCAACCGAUUAGUGAAAAGGCCCCAGGGUGUGAUAGAGGAAAUUUUGGUUAAAUUUGAAGAGUUCUAUUACCUUGCUGACUUCAUUGUCUUAGAUAUGGAACCUACUGACCUAACCAAGGAUCCGAUCCCUGUUCUAUUAAGAUGA